UAGAAAAUGAAUUUUAACAUUUUACGGUCUAUUUUCUUGUUUUGUGGCUUGACUUUGGCCCACAGUGUUAUUAAUACCACUGAAAUGAAUCCAUACCAUCCUGACAUGUGUAACCUCCUGAAAGAUUUUGGGGCCAUGACAGAAAAAGUGAAAUCUAUGGAAACAAGACUGAAGGAAACUGAAAUCCGCCUAAAGGAGACAGUAACCAGGCUGAAAGACAGCGAAAACCAAAUUUUGGAGCUGCAAAGCAAAGGUGUCUUUACAGCACCUGUUGCAGGUGUUUAUUACUUUAGCAUCUUCUAUCACGGUGGAAGAAGCUAUUCACAUUAUCUGCGUAUUUUCAAGAAUAAUGAGAUGACGGUCAUAACAGCUGAUCAUAAGACAGAAGGAGAUGGAGCUGAUAACGGAGGAAACGCUGUGUUCCUGCAGCUGCAGCAAGGAGACCAAGUGUAUGUGAGCAUGGCUGCAAACACAUAUGUUUGGGGAGCCGACCACACAACUUUUAGUGGUUUUUUGGUCACGCAAAUGUAAGAAAAAGUAAAUGUAUGUCUGUUUAGGAUGACAGGCCAGAGCUCCUUUUAAUACGAUGCUUGACACAAAUCAAACCAAUUUCUGUAACAUUCAGAUGUGCUUAAAAUGAAAUCAUUUGUUUUGUUUUUGGCAAGUUGUAGCAUUUAAUUUUAUUAUCACUCUUGAAUUUGAAAUAAUUUUAAGAUGUAUCUUUAUGUUAUCUUUUAUUAAUUUGAGUUUCAUUACAUUGCCUGUUAUUAACUGCAUUUUAAUAGCUUUUUAAAAUGCAUCUUUAGUAAGACGCUUUGAAUGAGUUCUGUAUUAAAGUUUAUUGCUUUAUAAACAACGUUGUUUUGCUUUUUUUCCUGC
Messenger RNA from Oreochromis niloticus (Nile tilapia), 879 nucleotides. Its product is annotated as collagen alpha-2(VIII) chain-like. The coding region runs from base 7 to 531 and encodes 174 amino acids. The record is from RefSeq and is a predicted model, not a curated record. NCBI's taxonomy places the organism in Eukaryota, Metazoa, Chordata, Actinopteri, Cichliformes, Cichlidae. Gene Ontology annotation, molecular function: protein binding. The transcript has 2 exons.